AUGGGCACAGGGCUCCAGGGUGGCCCCAUCCAGGAAAAGCCUUUCCUAAGGAAGACAGGAAAGAAGAGGCCCUUGGGGACAGAUGGGCUGGAGGACCCACGGCUGGGGGCUGUGUCCUUGCUGGUGGAACUGCCUCCUGCUGAAGCCAUCCAGGCCAGGCUGCCUGUCACCGUGGUGGGGCUGCUGUUGUCGAUGGACCUGGGUGCAGCUGUGCAGGAUGUGGCCCUGGCCAUGCAGCUCCUGGAGCUGACGGAGCUGGGGGUAGGCAAUACCGUGCAGGUGGUCGCUUAAGAGCUAGGGGUGAGCUUCCACCUUGUGCCCACCCUGUCCUGGCCCCUGCUCUUUCUGCUUCUGGCUGUCACCCACUGGCUCACUGCUGCCCUGCCCUGGGCUUCACCUGCCUUGCAACAACUGCCCCCCUACACUCUGCACCUCCUGCAGGGCCUGCUGGCUAGUCCUGGGACCUUGUGGACAGUGGGCUUUGUGUUCAUUUACAAGCUGGGUGAGCAGGGUGCCAGCAGCCUGUUCCCACCCCUCCUGGUGGACCAGCGCAUCUCCACUGAGAUGGCACUGUGGAAGUGUGCCGUGGCCUGCUCUAUUGCCAGCUCGUUCCUGGGCCUCCUGCUAGCAAGGCACCAAAAGCCACUGUCCCUGCUGAAGUCAAUGCUUCAGUUCCAUCUUGGGGACCUGGCCUGCCAGCUAGCCCUCUUCUUUCAACUGGAUGCCCCUGGGGGCCGACUGGGCCCUGGUACAGUCCUGAGAGGUGAGGGGCUGGCCACAGGGGCCUAACUGAGCCUGUGUCUCCAGCACUUCCUGGGGGGCCUGGUCACAACUGCCACCUUUACUUUGAUGUUGCGUUGCAGUCAACUGGCACCCAAAGUCCUGGCCUGAUUCCUCCUACCCUCCCAGGCCAUACACUACAGCCUCCAGUCCACUCUGGAACUGCCGGGGAAGCUGCUGCUUGGCAUGCCCGCUGGAGCCCUGGCAGACAGCCUGGGGCUGCACCUCUGCUUCCUCCUCUUUCUGGCACUCUCAGCCAUGCCUGCUCUGCACCAUGGCCUGGCUGUGUCUGUCUGGGAUGUGUGGCACACAAGGCUGUUCUCAGACUGCCUGCCGGGGGCCACCCUGCCAGAGAAGAGGAUCCUAAGAAUGACCUGA
Molecule: messenger RNA, 1158 nt
Organism: Manis javanica (Malayan pangolin)
Lineage: Eukaryota; Metazoa; Chordata; Mammalia; Pholidota; Manidae
Gene: SLC33A2
Product: major facilitator superfamily domain containing 3
Cellular component (GO): membrane
Source: RefSeq, a predicted model, not a curated record